Colletotrichum costaricense is the source of this 1365-nucleotide messenger RNA. RefSeq lists its product as uncharacterized. NCBI's taxonomy places the organism in Eukaryota, Fungi, Ascomycota, Sordariomycetes, Glomerellales, Glomerellaceae. The transcript has 3 exons. The coding region runs from base 1 to 1365 and encodes 454 amino acids. The record is from RefSeq and is a predicted model, not a curated record.
AUGGUAUCCGGUAACGAGAGCUUCGGCGCCAGUCUCGAGCGUCAGAGUUGGAUACACUAUUCAAUAGGGAUGGCCUUCAUCUUCCUCAGAAUGUAUGGAAGAGCAAAGAGGUUAGGUGGUGUCUCUAACUUUGAAGCGGACGACUAUCUCCAGAUUCUCGCAGCAGUGCUCUUCACCGUCCUUGUAGCCCUCCUCAACAUUAUCACCGACGGAGGCGGCUCGAACCUCUACCCUCCAGAACUAGAAGGAACCUUUACCCAAGCCGAGAUCGAAGACCGCAUUCACGGCUCCAAGAUUGUCCUCGUCUCGGAGCAGGCGAUGUUGAACCUCAUCUAUGUCCUCAAAGCCUGCGUACUGAUCCUCUACACCCGCCUCACCCUCAACCUCGCCGCUCAGCGCCUCGUGCGUUGGCUAGCAAUGUACGUCGCUCUUGGAUGGACCGCGACGCAGAUAACAAUGUUCGCCGCCUGCCGUCCCUUCAGCGGCUACUGGGCUAUGCCGCCACCCGACCCGCAAUGCACGACGUAUGAGAACUACGCCAUCCUCCAGGGCUGGUUCAACAUCUCUUCCGACAUGCUGAUGCUAAUGAUUCCCCUUCCGCUCGUCUUUCGUAUGAAGGUGCCCUGGAAGCAAAAGGUCGUUCUCUUAUUCGUCUUCAGCCUUGGCAUCUGCGUCAUCGUCGCGGCGCUGCUGACCAAGAUCUUCAACCUGACCGACCCGUACAGCCCUACGUACAUGCUGUGGUACAUCCGUGAAGCGAGCGUGGCCGUCUACGUAUCGAACCUGCCGCUUGUUUGGCCGCUGCUGAGGGAGUGGUUCCCAUUUCUGCGAAACCUCAAGACUGCGGGCGUGCUUCCGACACCGUCUAAUCAGGCAACGGGGCACCGGACGAAGCAGGAUGCGAACAUGUCGUCGGGUGUCACCGUUCACAGCACACACCGGGGGCCUGCGCCUGCGGGGGUGCCGAACUCGAGGAGGCAUACCUUUGAGGAGUUUGGGAGCUGGCUCAGCGCUAGUGACCUCGAGCUCCAGAAGCCGGCGCGCGUUUUGAGGUCGACCGCAAGUAGGCGGCACAUUUUGGAGGAGCACGAUGACGACGAACCUGAGAGCUCAGCUAUCGGGGAAGAGAAGAGCGUGAAGAGGGUGUCUUUGGUGGCAGAGUAUAGCGUUGGUGACGGGGAGAGUAGCAUGGGAUUAAGUCCAGCGCCCCAGCUUUCGCCUUUGGAGACCGAUCACGGCAUGAUCGAUUGGGAAUAUCAACGUCAGAGUCGGUUCAUGCGUAGGUCAGGAGCGACAAACUCUACCGUGGGACAUGGUCUGCUUGCUUCGGAGGAGCGAGACCGGAGUCAGGGCGCAGCGAGUUGA